This is a messenger RNA of Aureobasidium namibiae CBS 147.97, 885 nucleotides long. RefSeq names its product mitochondrial carrier. Lineage: Eukaryota; Fungi; Ascomycota; Dothideomycetes; Dothideales; Saccotheciaceae. The transcript has a single exon. The record is from RefSeq and is a predicted model, not a curated record. The coding region runs from base 1 to 885 and encodes 294 amino acids. Gene Ontology annotation, biological process: mitochondrial citrate transmembrane transport.
AUGAGCAACAAACAGGAAAAACAGACCAAACCAAUAGUGUCUGUGAUAUCCGGCGGCGUUGCUGGAGGCGUGGAAGCCUUGGUAACAUAUCCGUUCGAAUUCGCCAAAACAAGAGCUCAAUUGCAUGUCCGAAAAGCAGGUGUUCCAUACCCGAGAAACCCAUUCGCUGUGGUGGGUCAGGUCUACAGUCAAGAAGGAUUACGGGCACUGUACAAAGGAUGUGCUGCAUUGGCCGUUGGGUCAAUCGGUAAAGAUGCAGUCAGAUUCUUGUCUUUCGAUACAGUCAAAAAUGCCUUCAAGGACCCCGAAACCGGCACUCUGUCACCAUUGAGGAACAUGCUAGCUGGAAUGGCCGCUGGUGUAGUCGCAAGUGCCACUGCAGUGACACCCACGGAACGAAUCAAAACUGCCUUGAUCGACGAUGCAAGAGGAUCCAGACAAUUCACCUCCACCAUGCAUGCAGUCAGAACAAUUAUAGCUGAAGACGGCCUCAAAGGUCUCUACCGGGGAUUUGCUGGAACAACAUUGAAACAAGCUUCAGCAACCAGUUUCCGCAUGGGCACCUACAAUAUCCUCAAGGACUACGAAAAGAAUCACCAUAUUGAGCAAAACACUGCUACCAAUUUCGCGAAUGGCGCUGUUGCUGGUAUCACCACUACAUUGGCUACACAGCCCUUCGAUGUCAUCAAGACAAGGUCGCAGACUGCAAAGGCCACGACAACGAUGGACGCUAUUGCGGGUAUCUGGCAAGAUGAUGGCAUUCGUGCUUUUUGGAGAGGCACGUUCAUGAGGUUGGGACGUACUGUGCUUGCGGGAGGAGUGCUGUUUACGACGGCAGAAGCUGUUGCGAAGAUCAUCAACCCAAUUUUGGAUCCAAUAGUAUGA